AUGUCGGCGCCUAAGAUUCCUCCCUCAGAGUGGGAAAAAUACCGGCAGGUUGUCCGCAGCCUAUAUGUGGACAAGAACUUGCCUCUUGACGCUCUUGUCAAGGAAAUGGAAACAGCCCACGGAUUUAUCGCCACAAAAUCACAGUACAUUCGCAAGUUGGCAGCCUGGAAGAUUGGAAAGAACGCCACCACGAUUGCCUGGAAAAAGGCUGCUGUAGUUAUCGAAAAGCGAAAGCGACAGGGCAAAGAGUCUGAAAUCUGUAUUGAUGGGAAACUGAUCCCUUGUAAGAAGAUGAAGAAGGAGAUAGCAAGACAUAGGCCUCCUCUUCCAGAGAUUCUUGAGAUGUCAGCUCAUGAAAUAGAUCUCCCGGGAGAUUUUCUCGUUCGGACGCCGCCUGCAACAACGUUUCAUCCUACUCAACUUCAUCAAUGGAAGAUGCAACUCCAUGGUCUUCCUUGGAUGAAGUUUCGGGAUGCUUUUAUGUCAUGUUCAACAUUAUUCGCAGGGUCUGGUCUCGGCAAUGCCCCAAUGGACCUUGUAACGAAUUUCCUCGCCCGAAUCCCUAAUUUAACAACAAUUGCCACUGCUUCCCGGACGGUUGAGCACUAUGAUAGAAUAUUACCGUUAAAAUUGGGCAACAGAGUUCCGGCGACGGAGAACUCCCUGAGAGACGGAUUUUGGCCUCAUUUCAUCCUCUAUUUUGUUUACCUCGCAUCGAAUAAUCUUCUCGGACGCCAGCUAGUUAGAGACACGCUUGGGUGGAUCGAUAGCACAAAGAACAUCCAAGUCAUAAAAGCUCUCCUUCAAUUCAAGGGUCCAACAAUCGAAAUAUGCACCUCUGCCCUGUUUUCGGGAGCCAUUUGCAAUGAAUCAGCUAGUAUAGUUCAAUUUUUCCUGCGGAAUGGAUAUGACCCGGACACUUCACCACAUCAUUGCUACAUCCACGAUGGACCCACCAUGCUGGAGAUUGCGAUUGGAACGAGAAAUAUUACAGUGAUAAGGCUGCUGUUGGAAUUUGGGGCCAACCAAACCCUGACGACCAAAAGUGGACAUACUCUACUUCGCCUUGCUAUCGAAAAAGGAGACGACACUAUCAUCAGAAUUCUCUUGGGAAAUGGAGCUGAUCCAACCAAUGCCUUAUGCAUUGCGAGUUACGGAAGCUUAGCCAGCUAUGUUGACAGCUCUUGUGAUGAGGAUAUUAUCCAAUUAUUACUUGAAGCUGGGGCGAGCAUCGAUGGUGAAUCGCCCGGGCCAGUCAUUAUUGACGAUGACGAGGAACAUUGCUAUUUCAACGAUGUACCACUUGUCAUAGCCGCCCACACACAUAAUACCCGGGUAGCACGAUUCCUACUCAGGGCAGGCGCGAAUGUAAAUCAAGUCGAUACAGAGGAGGGAUCAGCGAUUCAGAAUGCCGUCAAAAAUGGUGAUAUGAAUAUGGUCAAGCUGUUAGUUGAGGCUGGGGCGGAGGUCAACCUUAACAAGGAACGAUAUAGCGACGCAUGGGCAUCAUGGGCAUCAUGGGCUCUAUACAUCGCGACGCCGUUUUUUUCUCCGCUCCAAUUAGCGACACAAGCCAACAACUUUGGGAUGAUCAAGUAUUUGCUUCAAUGCAAUGCUGAUACGAAUGAUCUUCCCGCUUUGGAAAUCCUUGAAAAAGAUCUCCGAUCGGGGGAUUAUGAGACCCCGUUGAGUUAUGCUGUUCUUGGUAAUAACCUGCAGAUUGCCACGCUACUUCUGGACUCAGGCGCAAACCCUGACGCCGUUUCCUUACAUGGACAUACGGCGCUUGGGGUUGCGUGCAGAGUAGAGAAUGUACAUAUGAUAAAAUUGCUCCUGGCCUAUGGGGCGACGCCUCAAUAUCACCUGGGUCCAGAAUCUGGGAGCUCACCACUGCAGGUUGCAAUCCUCCACAAGGAUCCGACAUUAGUCGACGAUUUGCUUCAAAGGGGAGCGGACAUCAACUCUCCUGCAUUCUUCGAAGGAGGGAGAACUGCAUUGCAGGCUGCAGCAGAAGCAGGAAAUGCCCCGCUCUUCAAACUUCUGAUUAACAUGGGGGCAGACAUCAACUUGCCUGCCGCUGCCGAGAAUGGUGUGACAUGUCUGCAGGCUGCCAUGCUUUCGGGAAAUGAUGAGAUUAUCGAGACGAUAAUGAAUUAUGGAGGAACUGCAACGGCGGAUUCAAUAUUGUGCGCCGUCAAGAUGCGUUCUCCCAAAAUGGUAGACUUUGCGAUGGGGCUGGGGGCGGAUGUGAAUUCGCCCGGUUUCGCUUAUUUAGGUCUCAAAAUCAAGCAUCUUCUUGUGGUAACACCGCUUGUCUUGGCUAUAUACAAUCAAGAUUUUGAUAUGACCCAUAAGCUUUUACUUUCAGGGGCCAAUGUGUCCCCGAUAGACUGCGAGUCUGGGUCAAUCUUGCCUUUACACCAGGCUAUUCGUGCGCGCAAUCUGCCUAUCACGAAAAUAUUACUCUCAUUUGGAGCUGAUCCCAACCAAUUGGAACCACGGUCUGGAGAGAGCAGCCUUGGCAUGGCCACAAGUUUCCAUCUUGAUUAUGGGAGGUAUUUCCCACUCGUUGAGGGGAGGGUGGACCCCGAGUUGAUGACGCCCAUUAUUCGUGAGCUGAUAAGUCAUGCCGCGGAUGUUAACCUAAUGGCUAAAGGGAUAUACCCAAUUGAGAAUGUGAUAAGGAGCUACGAAUUAAUGGAGAUAUUCCUUGAGGCUGGAGCUGACAUCCAUGCCCCGAAGAACAGCCUGUUAGCAAGAGCCAUCUGUGGGGAGUUCAGCACGGUUGGAUUGUUGCUCGACAACGAUGCCAAUGUAAAUGGCCAAGACAAAAAAUGCGGAACACCACUUCAAGCCGCCAUCACGAUCGACAAUGUUGAGCUAGUUUCAGAGUUGCUCGCCAGGGGCGCCAAUGUCAAUGCCGAUCUCAGCAAUCUUGUUGCUUAUGCAGUCGAACUGAAACAGCCACGGAUCGUUGAACUCUUACUUGAAAAGGAUGCCGACACGAACGGUAUAAGCCCGUCGAAGCAGGAUGGGUGGCACCUUAUAAGUCGAAAGCUGGAUUCUUAUGACGGUGAAAAGACAGCGUUGAUGGCUGCAGCUGAGCAAAACAAUUUUGAAUUGGUCAAGGCUUUGAUUGAACGAGGAGCGAACGUGGAAGCAGACAAGGCGCCAUGGGGGGCAACUCCGCUCCAAGCUGCAUCAAUUCACGACAACUUGCCAAUGGUUCUGAUGUUGCUUGACCGUGGCGCAGAUGUAAAUGCCAAGCCAAGAGGCCACAUACGCAGGUAUAAUGAACAAUUGGGGUGCUUGAAAAGCUGGUGGUUUGGUCGUAGGACUGCGCUUCAAGCUGCGAGCGAGAAUCAGAAUCUACAAUUGGCUCAGCUUCUAAUUGAAAAAGGCGCAAAAGUUAACAUGGAACCUUAUGAAGACAGUGGCGCAACUGCACUUCAGCUCGCAGCGAUCAACGGGGAUAUCCAAAUGGCCGCACUCCUUCUUGAAAAAGGCGCAAAAGUAAAUGCGGCUGGGUCUUCUUACGGUGGCCGAACAGCCCUUGUGGGAGCAGCAGAGCAUGGCCGGCUCGAUAUGGUUUACUUGCUGUUACAGAAUGAUCAGGAUGAGACGGGUCUUGAAGUAAGGUGUGAAAAGGCUGCCAAAUAUGCAGAGAGGGAGGGCCAUUCAAUCAUUGCGAAAAUCCUGAGAAAAUGGAAAGGCCCAGGAUCAGUGGUCUAA
This is a messenger RNA of Clonostachys solani, 3732 nucleotides long. The record is from the annotation of a GenBank genome assembly. NCBI's taxonomy places the organism in Eukaryota, Fungi, Ascomycota, Sordariomycetes, Hypocreales, Bionectriaceae.